CUCCAGCUCCAGUCUCGGCUGGUGUAGUGAAAGCGGUGUACCGAACUGCUUUGGCCCUGCAGGUAGGUUCCCUGUGCUGGCAGCUGGACAUCCGCGAGUGGGAGGACCUGCGAGCGAUCGCGAGGGAUCCUUGUCUGCCAGGAGGUGGAAGAACAUCCUCCGCACAGGUUCAACAUUUGGACUCAUCUGAUGACAGCUCCUGACUCCAAGUGACUGACAUACACCUGUUGUUUCUUGGGUAACAUACCAGGGGCUGCGAUGGACCUGGUUCUCAAUGUUGCCGAUCACUACUUCUUUACUCCAUAUGUGUAUCCAGCCACGUGGCCAGAGGACAACAUCGUCCGACAAACUAUUAGUCUCCUGAUUGUCACGAACCUGGGUGCUUAUAUCCUCUACUUCUUCUGUGCAACCCUGAGCUAUUAUUUUGUCUAUGAUCAUUCAUUAAUGAAGCAUCCUCAGUUUUUAAAGAAUCAAGUCUCUCGAGAGAUCAUGUUCACGGUUAAGUCUUUGCCCUGGAUAAGUAUCCCUACCAUUUCAUUGUUCCUGCUGGAGUUGAGAGGCUACAGUAAGCUCUAUGAUGACAUAGGAGACUUUCCAAGUGGCUGGAUUCAUCUCAUCGUUAGUGUAGUAUCGUUCCUGUUUUUCACAGACAUGCUGAUCUACUGGAUUCACAGAGGCCUGCACCAUAGACUGUUCUACAAGCGCAUACAUAAGCCGCAUCAUAUUUGGAAGAUCCCCACUCCAUUUGCAAGUCAUGCUUUUCACCCUGUGGAUGGCUUCCUCCAGAGUCUCCCUUACCAUAUAUACCCCUUUGUCUUUCCACUACACAAGGUUGUCUACUUAGGUUUAUAUGUCUUGGUUAAUGUCUGGACCAUUUCUAUUCACGACGGUGAUUUUCGUGUCCCCCAGAUGUUAAGGCCAUAUAUUAAUGGGUCAGCUCAUCACACAGACCACCACAUGUUUUUUGACUAUAACUAUGGACAGUAUUUCACAUUGUGGGAUAGAAUUGGAGGCUCUUUUAAAAAUCCUUCUUCCUUUGAAGGGAAAGGCCCACUUAGUUAUGUGAGGAAGAUGGCAGAAGGAGAAUUCAACAGCCUAGCAGAAAAUGGCUGUAAAAAUGAAAAAUUGUGCAAUGGAGAGUUUACAAAGACUAAGUAGAUUAUUGCCCAAUUAUUAAAUAUUUUAAAUAAGGAAAUAAUCUACACACAGCCAAGAUACAUAGCAACUAAGUGGUGUCAUUUGAAUGUCAGCAUUGUGUGUCAUGCUGAAGAGUAGUCCUGACGAUAAACUGAGGGAAAAUGCUGGGAGCACCAAGAUUGUAAUCUCAUGGCUAAUGUGUCAGACAUUGGUCCAGGGACAACUUGUAUCUUUGCAACCAGCAGAUCUGCAGCCUGUACAGCCCCAAUAAGAACUUUAAAUAAGAUAGAAGAUAAGCUAUGGAAGAAGCUGGUCUGUGUCCUUUUGCCUUAAUCCACUCAUAUUCAUUAAGGGGGAAAAAAAAUCCAUUGUGCUUAACAAUACUGAGACUAGCCAAGAAAUACUAAUAUGAAGAUGGCUCCUUUCUGGGAGUGGCUGGCUCUGCAAUAGUGGUGGAGGACUUGCAGGACUUUGUUCAACUAGGAACAUCAGCCUGAACAAUCUAAUACAUGAGUGGCUAUGUAUAUGAUUUACAUAAUGGCUGGUUAAUAAAACUAUAUUAUCUUCUUAUACAUAGGCGCCUUACUCUCUGGGGCAUUAUCAGGUUUUAAUAAUGAAUAAAUAAAUGAUAAUUUUUUAAAUGUCAGCUCUUCAUAUUCAAUCCAGAUAUGAGAUUGUUUAAAGAUCUUGAUGCGUGUCAUUUAAUACUACUGUUUAAUAAGCCUAUAGACACGAAUCUGGAUAAUACUAGAUAUAAACUUGGGGCACCUAGGUGGCACAUCUCUGUUAAAUAAAGUGGAUGCACUGUACUUAUGCAUUUCCAAGUUAUAAAGCUGACUUUAAAUGAAGGGAAUAGUUGCCAAAUACUUAAGUCUACCUGAGAUACACUUUGAAACCUCAUCCUUCAUUUCUUCCCUCUCUUCCUACUGCCUUUAAAAAAAAAAAAAUACCACAAACACCCCCAUGAAGAAAGGUGGGUGUUGUAAAAUAAGUAUAUUGGUGUAAAGAUAUUUUAUUGGCUAUUUAUGCAAAAAACAAUAAACAUUGAUCAUGACUGCUAUUAAACACUUAAAUGUUAUAGCACAAACUAUCCUUUAUUUAAAUUAGUGUCACUGAAGACACAGAGGUUAUGUGGGUUGUAAAAGCUGAGAGCAUCCCUGACACCCAGGGUUAGACUGCUGGAUGUGAGUGUUGCUAUAAGGAUCUCUCACUCAGCAAAUCCUUUUCCAUUUACUAGUUGACAUUAACAAGUACUCUGGGGAAUGGAAAUGGGAAAUAAAGAGGCUCUGUGUAAGGAUCUAGACUUCCUUUUUCCUGGAGGUAUAACCCACCCAGGACCUGGGGUUCUGAAUCCAUAAGCAUUACUAAGAUAAGGACUGAUUGACAUGUUGGAUGAACCCGAUACCCAGCUCGUAGCAGUGUGGUGUGGAUACAAAGGAAUCCUAAAGAUACACUGUUUGAUACUACAUCAAGAAAGGACAGACCCCUCAAAUGGGACAUCUCUGUCAUCCCUCCUCCCCAAGGCUCAGGGAACAUCAAGGAAGAAGCCAAGGCCAGGAAAGAAUGUGGUAAGCUUGGACGUGAGGGGCCAUUGUGCAACUUUGUCUUUCUGCACACCAUCCAACCAGUGAACAUUCUGCAUGGAUGGGGUGAGGUCCCACCUCUGGCUGUGGAGCUGUUGACAGUUGAUGGCUGCUAGGAAGGGAGACUCAGUUUGCAGUGGUGCGAUCUCUAAGUUGCUUUUGUGCCAGUGGUGGCCCUGUACCUCUGAGGCUAGGGGCAGCUCUAAUUGGACUCUGGCUUAUACAGAAGGAAAAGAGGAUAUGAAAUUGGGAGAGGGAUGGGAGUGUCUGGGAGAAGUUGGGAGUGGGCAAGGUAGAGUGGCUAUAAUAAAAGUGCAUUGUGUAUGUGUAUGAAAUGAAAUUUCAGAGACAAACCUGGGAAGUUAAUCUUCAGCUUCACCUCAGGAGUUGCUGCUGGAGCCUUGGAGUUAGGAUGAGUGAGUGCAGGUGCCCUUUGCAGUUUGCUUUCCCCAUUGUAUCAGGGAUGAGCCACUGCUCCUCAGUAGGGUCAAGGGCAGAGAAUGGUGGUCUCUGGUUCCUGACUGCAGUGAGUCCUCAUCAGGAGGAUGGUGGAGGAGGCCACUUUCCCCUUCCCAUUGGGAUGUGAAAAGCAUCUAGAUGAGUUACAGGAAUGUAUAAAUAAGAUUAAAAACAAGACAUUGUGCAUUGUGAAUUCUCUUUAAUGAGGUAAAAUAGCUAGUGUUUUUGUUGCUGUAGCAUUCUUUUUUUCAAAAAAACAUGUCAUAAGCCAGUCUACAGUAAAAUUUAGAGAAAAAUAGAAUCCUGCCCCCCAUCCCCAAUAGAAUAAAUUUCUCAAGGACAGGAAUUGUAUGAUCCAGGUGUUAGUGGCUUUACCACCAAGGCAGGGUCUGGUAUCAGAAGAAAAACAUUCACAAAAACUUGUUUUAAUGAAUAAUUUGCUUUGUGAUGAUACAUUAAAGAUAAUUGUCUGGGGAUCAGGAUGGAGCCUAAUGGUAGAGUGCAUGCUUGGGGUGUCUGAGGCCCUCAGCCUCAUCCCUGGCCUGGCAAAAAUGUUUUCUUCCUAAAUCUCUAAAGUCAAGUUGAAGAUUUUUAUUAAUUCUAAGUGCAAUAAACUUUAAAAAAUAAGUUAUAAGUUAUAUGCUGGUUUCUUUAACAGUGAGCUCCUAAGUUGAGCCUAUCAUAUUCUCCUGAACAUGUAACCAUUUGUGAGAUUUUCUCCAAUUUGGUAAGAGACUUACCAUGUUGAUUCAGUCCCCUGGUCGGACUUGUGUUUGGGUACCUGGGCAGAGUCCCAUCACUCAGAUGUCACCACCAAACAGUGGGAUGGUGUCAGAAGUUAGUCAUUUGACUUGAAGCCACCUGUGCCCUCUUGUGGAGCCAGCUUACCUCAUGGGUUUCUGUUACUCUCCUUCAUUAUUUAUGUCUAUUUCUCUUAAUAUUGUGGUUCAUUCAGCCAUUCAUUUGGUGAAAGGUUGACCCUCUAACAUGCUACUAAAGAAACAAAUAGAAUCUUAAUUCACAUCCAACUAUGAAGGUAGGCUUUGUACCGGUGAUUCUUGUCUGCAGCUCCAGCAGUGUGUGCUGCUUGCUUUGGUACAGUUACGUACAUGCACCUGUCCAUAUUGUACAGUUCAGCCUUGGCAUUUACAUAGCAAUACUGCUACCACCACCACCCCCCAGGCAAGACAGAACAUGUCCUUCACCAGGGCAUGCAUUGUCUCCCCCUGCAGUCUCCCACCCACCCCCCAGCCUCAGAUAGCACUGAUCUACUCCAUCCCUGGGGAUUAAUUUUGUCUGUUCUAGAAUUUCAUGUAAAUUAAAUCAGAUGAGACAUACUCAUGUGUUGAGCUUUUUUUUUUAGCUUAACAUGUUUUUACACGUGUUCUGUAAUAGUUCAUUCCUUUUAAUUGAUGAGUAUUAUUCCUAUUAUGCCAUUAUACUAAAUAAUGUACUACUGUUGGCUAAUCUGUGUAUCUGUUGGUGGCUAUUUGGGGUAUUUACAGUGUGGAGAUAUUUUGAAUAAAGCUACUACAGACAUUUGUGAAUGGA
Cricetulus griseus (Chinese hamster) is the source of this 4730-nucleotide messenger RNA. Lineage: Eukaryota; Metazoa; Chordata; Mammalia; Rodentia; Cricetidae. The record is from RefSeq and is a predicted model, not a curated record.